Bursaphelenchus xylophilus (pine wood nematode) is the source of this 519-nucleotide messenger RNA. Lineage: Eukaryota; Metazoa; Nematoda; Chromadorea; Rhabditida; Aphelenchoididae. The record is from the annotation of a GenBank genome assembly.
AUGGACUUGCAAAACCGCCCCGAAAGCGGAGUGGACAGAGGCAAGAGAAACGGGCGAGGCGCGCGACACGAAAAUUGGCGGAGAGAAAAACAAGGGGGGAUCGCGCGCGACACACAGCGCGCGCCCCCCGCAGGAGCAAAGGCUGGAUGUGAGGGGGCAAAAGCAAAAGCAGCUGGACCAAAAGCCGGGCGCGUGGCGACAACCGGAGGUCGGCGACAAACAAGCGGCGAGGAGAGGGAACGCACCGUGCAACCGGUCAGCGACUCCCCCUCAUCAGCCCGAUUUGCAUGGAAAUUGAUUGUUGACGGGCCCGCGACAAAAACAAAUGAUGAGCGGGGUCAAUUGGCGACAGCGCUGAUCGCACCGUGCGCCUGCUCGCCCCCCAAAACGGAGUUCGUUUUUUUGUUUGGGCCGGAAAUCGAGGAAUGCACGGUGCGGCGAGUCCGGAAAGGGGGAUGCACGGUGCGGGCGAGGAAGGAAGUUGAUUGCACGGUGCACAGGAAAGGGCUUUGGAUUUGA